Molecule: messenger RNA, 363 nt
Organism: Trichomonas vaginalis G3
Lineage: Eukaryota; Parabasalia; Trichomonadida; Trichomonadidae
Exons: 1
Coding region: 1-363 (120 amino acids)
Source: RefSeq, a predicted model, not a curated record
AUGAUAAGGCAAGAUGGAUAUCCAUGUUUCUGUCCAGCAUAUGUAUCAAAGACGCAACCAAUUAAGAUAAAAGUUUUAGAUGCUAAAUUUAAACCAAUAAACCACAGAAUACAAUUCUAUUGCUACCAAACACCUAAAUAUUCUUUCAGUGAUGAAACGAAAGAAAGUAAUAUUUAUAUUGAUGAAUAUUCAAGUAAUAUUUCUCUCACGAUUUAUUUCACUGACGAAUUCUACACGAACUUAUUUUUUAAUUUCCAAAUCAUUGAAGACUUGAGUUAUUACACUCAACCAGAGAAAUACAGCAUUCUCUGCCUUAAUCAGAGCCAGAUUUGGAUUUCUGACAAUACUCAGAUCAAACAGUAG